AUCUGCAUGCAAUUUGGGCAGCAGUGCAAAAUGCUGCACGAGGGCAGCAAUUGGCAGUGAUUUCCACCCACUGCAGAGACACGGGGAGAGGAGAGGAGAUCCUAACCCAAAGGGAAACCUUCCACAACCCCAACCCAAAGGGAAAACCUUCUGCUCUCCCAACCCAAAGGGAAACCUUCCACAACCCCAACCCAAAGGGAAACCAUCCACAACCCCAACCCAAAGGGAAAACCUUCUGCUCUCCCAACCCAAAGGGAAACCUUCCACGUUGCCAACCCAAAGGGAAAACCUUCUGCUCUCCCAACCCAAAGGGAAACCAUCCACAUUCCCAACCCAAAGGGAAAACAUUCUGCUCUCCCAACCCAAAGGGAAACCAUCCACAACCCCAACCCAAAGGGAAACCAUCCACAUUCCCAACCCAAAGGAAAACCUUUUGCUCUCCCAGCCCAAGAGGGAAAACUUUCUGCUCUCCCAACCAGCUGAGGAGGUUCAACGACCCAACUCCUCUCUCAUCUCAUCAAUGGACACCGUUUCAGUCCUUUUUCUUAACAAAGCUGUAAAGAGAAACACCGAUGACCUCUUGGUCCUAUUUGUACAGUUCGGGUUAUCAGAGUUUGCAUCUCUGGAGCAAUGCAUAUUUGUGAAUAUAUUGCUUUGAAUGCUAAGUUGUCAUAGACCAUAGAGCUUCUGUAAUAAAUUACCGGGUGUUUUAUUACAAUUUUCUCCUGCAUUUGUUCCAUGAGCUUAAGCAAACACUCAGGGCACUAUAAUUAGAAGCACCGAGUGCACUCAGCUCCCCACAAAGCAAAGGCGUUGCUUUCCCAUGUGAGGAACCAGUCGAACCUGAAUGGUUCUCCUCCCAGAUCUCCAAUUUCCUUUCGCUGAUGGAGACGAAGCAGAGAGCGGCACCAAAGUGCUGGUGAGCACCACUCCCCUGGAGAACACCUCCAUCCGCCUCGGCCCCGCGCGGCGCCGCAGCGCCCGGGCCAAAAUGGCCCGCAGGAACCGCCGGGGCGGCGCCGGUGGCGGCCACGAGAGGCGGCGCAGCGCGCUCUUCCGGCACCUGGCCCGGCAGGCGUCCCUGCUGCACACCAGCCGUUCGCUGACGUCUCUCAGCCGCUCGCUCUCCUCCUCCGACAGCCUCCCCGCCUCCCCCACGCACGCGCGGGCGCGGGAUCCCGCCCACCCGCCUCGCGCCGCCGAGACAGGGCCGUCCCCGCCCAGCAGCUCCCCGGGCUCGAGCGCUCCCCCGUCGCCGGCUCCGGGCCCGCAUCUCCGUCCCAGCUCGCUGCAGGGCCUCUCCCCGAAGCUGCAGCGGCAGUACCGGGCAGCGCGCUGCAAGUCGGCGGGCAGCAUCCCGCUCUCGCCUCUCGCCCACACCCCUUCGCCGCCCGCCAAGGCCUUUCCUGCUGCAGCAGCAAUGGGGGAAUGCCGGUAUCUCUGCGCUCUGUAGGGCUGGAGAAGAGG
This is a messenger RNA of Gallus gallus (chicken), 1467 nucleotides long. Its product is annotated as microtubule-associated serine/threonine-protein kinase 1-like. The record is from RefSeq and is a predicted model, not a curated record. The coding region runs from base 848 to 1453 and encodes 201 amino acids. The transcript has 5 exons. Lineage: Eukaryota; Metazoa; Chordata; Aves; Galliformes; Phasianidae.